AUGGCCUCAAACGCUCCCCUAGGCAUGGCAGCCUACGCCGCCCCUUCUCUCUUCCAGCCUCACAGAGCCCGUGACGCUAUUAGAGAUGCUCACAAGAAGAAGAUUCCUCCUCUGCUGGGUUACUACGCUGGUCUGAGUGCCGUUCCCCUGACCCGACUCCUGGCCCCCAUGAACUUUGACUGUGUCUGGAUCGACUGGGAGCACACAUCUUGUAACGUGGAGACUAUGACGACCAUGGUCCACGAGGCCAUCUUUAUGAGCCAGGGCCGCACUAUUCCCUGGGUUCGAGUUCCUGGCCAUGACCACGCUGCCAUUGGAUACGCCCUGGAUGCCGGUGCGAGCAUCGUCAUCCCUCAGGUUGAGACUGUGGAGCAAGCAAAGCAUGUCGUCUCAUCUGCCAAGUACGGUACCAAGCAGAACGGCACCCGAUCAGCUCCCCCAUUCAGACUGCUCCCUUAUAUCACUGAUACUCCUUACGACUCAACACGUGACCUCCACAAGUGUCUCAACGACCAGGCUGCCAUCAUGAUUCAGAUCGAAACUCUUGAGGGUAUCAACAACCUUGACGCUAUUCUCACCGAGGUCCCUGACAUCGACCUUGUGUGGCUUGGCUCCCUCGACUGCCGUUUGAGCAUGAACCUCCCCGGAAACAUGGGCAUGGGCGGUGACGAGCAAGAGUGGUUGGACGCCCGCGAGAAGUUCUUCUCCGUCUUGGACAAGCACGACAAGCCCUACUCCGGCUUUGCCUUUGGCGCCCCUCCAUUCGGAUCCCCCGAGGCUCUGAAGAAGGCCGCCGAGAGGAUGAGCAUGGUCAUCAUGUCUGCUGAUGUGAUGCACCUGAUGGCCAUGGGCCAGGACCUGGCUCAGGCUCGGGAGAUUGUUGCCUCUCCUGAGACUAACGGAGAGACUAAUGGAGAGAAGAAGGAGAAUGGAGUCCGAGUUGAGAAGAACUGA
Molecule: messenger RNA, 954 nt
Organism: Fusarium keratoplasticum
Lineage: Eukaryota; Fungi; Ascomycota; Sordariomycetes; Hypocreales; Nectriaceae
Product: HpcH-HpaI domain-containing protein
Exons: 3
Coding region: 1-954 (317 amino acids)
Cellular component (GO): cytoplasm
Molecular function (GO): aldehyde-lyase activity
Source: RefSeq, a predicted model, not a curated record